UCCCGUUAUAUCUAAACUGUAACGAUUGGGAAAAUAAUUUCCAACAACUGGCAAAUCAUCUGGUGGAGGAAAACGUUGAAAAUACAAUUUUAAUUGGCGAUUUAAAUGUCAGAAUAGGAAAUAUACAGCAAAACAUUGAAGAAAUAUUUUUAAAUGAAUUUAAAUCAGGCGUUGAGUGUAGACAAUCAAAAGACGUAGUCGCUAACAGCAGAGGAAAAAAGUUUAUUGAGCUGUGCUGUGAUUAUGGCCAAAUAGUGCUUAAUGGAAGAACGGCAGGAGACAUUGAAGGCAACGUCACAUAUAUAAGUAGUAAUGGUUCUGCGGUAAAUGACUUAUGCACAGUUUCACAAGAAAUGCUGACAUAUGUAGAAACCUUUACAGUAGAAGAAAGAGAAUGGUCCGAUCAUAUGCCUUUGGUGAUAAGUUUAAAAUUGCAAUGUGAAAUACAACAAAACACGGAACGAAAACUGCUUCCGACCCUCAAAUGGAAAGAUGCAAAUAGGGUUCAAUAUAGCAAAAAACUUAAGGAAAAUAUAAGGACAAAGCUGCAAAAUAAAACACAUCUAGACUUAUCAGAUUUAACUGAUGUUAUACUAAAAUCUACUCCCAAAAUACGAAAAUGUAAGGGAUUCUAUACCAAAAAAUCAAAAUGGUAUAACUUCCGAUGCUUUGUCGCGAAGAAAAAAGCUAAACACUUGUUGAGAAAAUAUAGAAGAACAGAGAGUAGCGCUACUAGAGCGAAUUACUUAGAAGCAAAUAAGAAAUAUAAAGAUGUAUGUCUGAAAAGUAAAGCUGAAUAUUAUAGAAAUCUAGAGACACGUAUAAACACAAUUAAAAAUGGCAAAGAAUGGUGGAAGCUAGUUAAAGAGCUAAGAAAUAGGCCUUUAAUAAAUGAGGUACGAAUUGCACCAAAUGAGUUUAAGACACACUUUGAAAAUCUUCUUAAUCACACGCAAACGGCGAAAGAUGUGCAUUAUGCUCCAAACUUUGUAGAAAUAGACGAGCUCGACAAACCUAUAAUGGUGGGUGAGAUAUUGCAGGUCUUGAAAAAAGCGAAAGACGGAAAAGCACCAGGUUUAGAUAGAAUCCCUUACGAAUUUUACAAAAAUGCAAAUACGGAAUUUUUAGAGCAACUCGCGAAGGCAUACAACCAGAUGUACGACUCAGGAAGGGCAGAUUCAAGUUCUGAACCGAGUAUAAUAUUUCCAAUACACAAGAAGGGAGAUAGUUCGGUUGUAACCAAUUAUAGGGGUGUGGCAUUUAUGAACACAAAAGAAAAAUAUUGA
Molecule: messenger RNA, 1286 nt
Organism: Teleopsis dalmanni
Lineage: Eukaryota; Metazoa; Arthropoda; Insecta; Diptera; Diopsidae
Exons: 1
Source: RefSeq, a predicted model, not a curated record